Triticum urartu is the source of this 4517-nucleotide messenger RNA. RefSeq lists its product as uncharacterized. Gene Ontology annotation, molecular function: ATP binding; protein kinase activity; protein binding. Gene Ontology annotation, biological process: protein phosphorylation. Lineage: Eukaryota; Viridiplantae; Streptophyta; Magnoliopsida; Poales; Poaceae. The record is from RefSeq and is a predicted model, not a curated record.
UGGAGCUGCGUUAAUACCUAGCUUCAGAAAAUUACACUGCACCUAGUUGGCUUCGUGAAGUUUAGCUUCUUGGAGUUGAGGCGUUCUGGCUGAAACAGGCUGAGAAGUUGUGAAGUUUGGAGUUUGAGGGCAACAGAACAGGCCCUAAGAGAUACACGCAAAGAAGAUAAGAAUGCAAGCAUGCGAAUCUCCAACCAAAUAGAUGGCUGAGGCAUGCAUGGGACCUAGAAUCCCUUUUUAUCUGUCCUAAAUCUGAGCACAUUUUCCAGAUCCAGUGUACAAAUGUCUGCAGAUGCUACGGCCAUGAUUCCCGAGAAAGAAAUGCCAUAGUUUCGAAAUGGGCGUGACAUGUUCAGCAGUCCAAACCACGAUGGAAUACUUUUAGCCUCCAUGUAAUGCGGCAAGAUUCCCGUACUAAAAUCUCCACAAAACUUUGAUGCGUCUUCCCAUUUUCCACUUCUCCAGCCAGGCCUAAUCAGUAGCCUUUAGCAAACAUGGCCUACGUACAGCAACAGGCAAACGAUAACGUGGAAUAGAACUUUUCCACAGGAAUAGAACAAAACCAUUGCCAUUACUGACAAGAAGACCGCAGACCAGGUCAACACAGUGCCACUAUAGCCUGUAGUAACAUCAUUUCGUCGACAACUCUGGUGCCUUGUGAAGAAAGGGUCCCAUGCAUUAAUUGAUCGCCGGAAGAAAAAUGCCAUUGUUUGCGAGUUGCAUUGCAACAUGUAUCGCCCCAAAAUUCCCGUAAUGAAGUUUCCACAAAAUUUCUCUGCAUGUUCAACUUUCCACUUCUCCAGAGAAGGUCUUCAGUAGCCUUUUGCAAACGUGGCCUACAGGCUACAGCUAACAUGUAUAGAUUUUCCACAGGAUGAGAACAAAACCUUCGCUGUUUUAGACAGCCACCAGCUAAUGCGUACAGGAAGACCGCAAACCAGGUCAAUACCCUGCCAAUAUAGCCUCUAGUGACAUCAAUUCAUCGACACCUUUGGAGUCUUGUGAAGAAAGGCUCACCCACUAGUCACCCCAUGGCAUGCUCUACUCCCUACUGGAAGCCCUACUCGGCACGGCAAACCGAGACACCAGCGCUUACACUGCCACCAGCACGGCAACACGCCUAUAUAACUUGUGUGCGAGCCAAAGCUGUAGACACACAUGACCCAACCAGCUUUCUUGAUCCCUCACUCUACGGCCCACACUCCACUCUAGAUAUGGCAACCAUGGCGCGGCCUCUCGAAAUGCUGCUGCUGCUCUUGCUCGCCGUACAUGUAGCGGCGGCGAGCAGCAUCCACAACCCCGAGCGGGACGCGCUCCAGGCGUUCAGGGCCGGUGUGUCGGACCCGACGGGCACGCUCCAGUCGUGGAACAGCACGGCGCACUUCUGCCGGUGGCCGGGGGUGACCUGCGUGCACGGGCACGUCACGGCGCUGAAGAUGUCCUACCUCGGUCUCACCGGGACCAUCUCCCCGGCCUUGGGCAACCUCACCUACUUGGAGUACCUCGGCCUCAACAAGAACACCCUCUCCGCCAGCAUCCCCGCGAGCCUUGGCCGGCUGAGGCGCCUCAGCUACCUUGGCCUUUGCGACAACGGCGGGGUGAGUGGGGAGAUACCCGACAGCCUCAGCAACUGCACUAGCCUUGCUGUUGCUUAUCUCAACAACAACACCCUCAGUGGCACCAUCCCCGCAUGGCUCGGGACGCUGUCGAACCUCACCACCCUCUGGCUAACCCACAACUUGCUCACCGGCGAAAUCCCGCCAUCAUUUGGCAACCUCACAAACCUUGAUAGCCUCAUGCUCGACCAGAACCUUCUGGGAGGCACCCUCCCCGAAGGCCUCUCGCGUCUUGCUCUCCUUCGGCAACUCAAUGUCUACCAAAACCGCUUGCGCGGUACUAUCCCACCAAGAUUCUUCAACAUGUCCAAGUUAGAAGACAUGUCCCUCGCUAACAAUGCGUUCACCGGAAGCUUGCCAUCAUACGCAGGAGCUCGGAUGAUGAAGCUUCAGGUUCUCCUCCUCGGCGGGAACAAACUAACUGGGCCGAUCCCAGCAUCUCUAGCCAACGCCACAAGCAUGGCGUCUCUCAGCCUCUCCAACAAUAGCUUCAAUGGACAGGUGCCUCCUGAGAUUGGCACAUUAUGCCUCAGUAAGUUGGAGAUGUCCAACAAUGAGUUAACUGCAACCAAUGAAGACGGCGGUUGGGAAUUCUUGGACCGUUUGACAAAGUGCAACAACCUAGAAAUUCUUUCUCUGGAGGACAACAAGUUCAGUGGCAAAAUGCCACGCUCCAUCGGCAACUUCUCAAGGAAGCUUUUGGGUCUAAACCUCGGGGGUAACCGCAUAUCUGGUUCAAUUCCAUCUGGUAUUGAGAACCUCAUUGCCCUACAAACCUUGGGGCUAGAAUCCAAUCUCCUCACCGGUACCAUUCCGGAGGGGAUUGGGAAGCUCAAGAACCUUACAGAGUUACGGCUGCAGGAGAACAAAUUGUCGGGGCCGGUGCCAUCUUCCAUCGGGAGCCUGACAGAGCUCCUUAGGCUUGUUCUUAGCAACAAUGAAUUGAGCGGAUCAAUCCCUUUGACCCUCGGCAACCUACAGAAGGUGGCUCUUCUCAAUCUCUCCAACAAUGCACUCACCGGUGAAGUCCCAAGACAACUCUUCAACUUGUCAUCGUUGUCGCAAGCAAUGGACUUGUCGAACAACCGGCUUGAUGGCCCGCUUCCUCCUGAAGUCAUCAGACUUGGGAACCUUGCGCUCCUGAAGUUGUCAGGAAACCUCUUGACUGGUGAGAUACCAAAGCAGCUUGGUGGUUGCCAGAGCUUAGAGUUCCUCGGUUUGGACAACAACUUCUUUAGCGGAAGCAUCCCAUCUUCCUUGAGCAAGCUGAAGGGGCUUCAGAUGUUGAACCUGACGAGCAACAAAUUGUCGGGAAGGAUACCUCCGGAGCUCGGAAGCAUGUCCGGGCUCCAGGAGCUGUACCUUUCAUGGAACAAUCUGACUGGAACAGUCCCAGAAGAGAUGGCAAAUAUGAGUUCGUUGAUCAAGCUGGAUGUGUCAUACAACCAUCUUGAAGGACACGUGCCACUUCGGGGUGUGUUUGCAAACAUGACUGGGUUUAACUUCACCGAGAAUGGCGAGCUCUGUGGUGGCGUGCCUCAACUCCAUCUUCCACGAUGUUCGGUGGUAAGGUACGGAAGCCAUACUAAUUGGCCUCUUCAUAUCAUGGCACCGAUCCUAGGCAUGUUUCUCAUCUCGUCCAUACUCCUCACCAUUUUCCUAUGCUACAAGAGAAACUCGAGACACACAAAAGCCACGGCACCAGACAUACUUGAUGCCUCGAACUACCAGAGGGUCUCGUAUGCCGAAUUGGCGAAAGCCACAAACGGCUUUGCGGAUGCCAAUCUGAUAGGUGCAGGAAAGUUUGGUUCCGUGUACCUUGGAGCUCUCCCACUGAAUGACAACGGAACACUCGAGAGUGUUCCUGUGGCGGUGAAAGUGUUUGAUCUUCAGCAAGUCGGAGCCUCCAAGACAUUCCUGUCGGAAUGUGAGGCGUUGAAGAGUGUAAGGCACCGGAAUCUGAUCAGGAUCGUCACCUGCUGCUCCAGCAUCGAUGGCAGGGGCGAUGACUUCAAAGCUCUAGUGUUCGAGCUCAUGCCCAAUUACAGCCUAGACAGGUGGUUGCAUCCGACACCUGAAGCGCUGAAGAACGUAGGCAGCCUAACCGCAAUCCAACGGCUUAACAUCGCCGUGGACAUCGCCGACGCGCUGCAUUAUCUUCACAGCAACUGCGUACCGCCGAUCAUACACUGUGAUCUCAAGGCAAGCAACAUUCUUCUCAGCAAGGACAUGACGGCCUGCAUCGGUGACUUCGGCCUCGCAAAGCUGCUCCUCGAUCCGGGGAUCCAUGACACCAUGAAUUCAGAGAGCACCAUUGGAAUCAGAGGCACCAUUGGCUACGUCACACCAGAGUAUGGAACGACUGGCAAAGUUUCGACACAAGGCGAUGUCUACAGCUUCGGCAUCAUGCUGCUGGAGAUCUUCUCUGGGAGGUCGCCGACGGACGACAUCUUCAGGGAUGGCCUGAUGCUGCCAGGGUUCGUCAGCGCGGCUUUUCCCAACAGAACAGAGGAGGUCCUCGACGCAACGCUGCUGGCGACCAAGGAAUUCGAUGGUGAUUGCCGCGUCUCAGUGCAUGAUUGCUUGGCUUCUGCUAUCUGGGUUGGGCUUAGCUGCACGAGAGCGGCACCGUACGAGAGGAUGAGCAUGAGGGAUGCGGCCGCCGAGCUGCACGCGAUCAGAGAUGCUUGUGCCCAAGCCUGAAUCCUGGCUACUUCUUUUCUUCUACCGAGAGGCAUGUGCAGUGUAAUGCCGUGUAUGUAUGUAUGUUCAGAGUCCAGGCUUCACACAUUUUAUAUCGUUUAUUAAGAGAAACAACUUCGAACUGCUAUGAUAACAGAGAUUACAGUUAGUGUAAUUCGUCGCUGCAAAUGGGUCAUCUUUUGAGAUUGCUUUUCCUUA